UACGCGCGCGCGAAAGUGGCGCUCUCGCGGAUGAGGGAGAGCCGUUAGCGGAGCGGCGGUUAGACUCAGUCAGGCUCAGUGUGUGUUUGUAUACAGUGUGUGUACAGGCUUCUCCCAGCUGCUAAAGUUCGCUUUAAACACCCGGAGACGCUAGCUUUUCACCGCUUACCGUCAGCGGGAAGCGGGUUAGUCUGUAUUUAAGAGGAUAACCUGCUUGUUUGAGCGCGUUUGGACCGGAACCGGUGGAAAAACAGACAGAAACUGCGAACUAAAGAGAGCAGGCUGCAGCUCCGAGCCUAGGAACCAAAAACAGAGAGAUAAAAGGUUCAUUCUGAGGUAAAUUUCAGUAGUUUUAGGUGAUAUUUCUGUAAUUCGGAGGUUUAAAACCCGGUUAAACCCGCUUCGUCUUUUUCAAACCGCAAAACAACCGUUGAAGACAAAGCCAGGCGCUCGAGCGCGGACCGCGAGCCGAGACACGCGCGCCUCACCGCCUCCGCCUCCUCCACCGUUCCCGCUCAGCCCGGCGGCGCUGCCUCAGCCUCCAGCCCAGCCAUGCAGCAUCCCCUCGCGGGCGGCCCGUGCGUCGCUCUGCCCCGGGUGGACGUGUGUCCGCAGCUCUCCUGUGCCUUGACGUUCAUGUACUUACAGCAGGGUAAUCAGGACGCCCCAGCACCCCCAGAGCCCAUGGCCCAGCCUUACCCCUCUGCCCAGUUCGCUCCCCCUCAGAACGGCAUCCCUGCUGAGUACCCUGCCUCACACCCCCACCCAGCUCCAGAAUACCCGGGCCAGACCGCCGUGCCCGACCACACGCUGAACAUGUACCCCCCAGCGCAGACGCACAGCGAGCCCAGCGCAGACACCAGUGUACAGACCGUCUCUGGCACAGCCACACAGACAGACGAUGCAGCACAGACAGACAGCCAGCAACAGACACAGUCGUCCGAAAACACGGAAAACAAGACACAGCCGAAGCGGCUCCACGUCUCCAACAUCCCUUUCAGGUUCAGAGAUCCAGACCUCAGGCAAAUGUUUGGCCAAUUUGGUAAAAUCUUAGAUGUUGAGAUCAUUUUUAAUGAGAGAGGAUCUAAGGGUUUUGGUUUCGUAACUUUCGAAAGUAGUGCUGAUGCGGACAGGGCGAGGGAGAAAUUACACGGCACGGUGGUAGAAGGCCGUAAAAUAGAGGUUAACAAUGCAACAGCACGGGUAAUGACAAACAAAAAGACGGUCAACCCAUAUGCAAACGGCUGGAAGUUGAAUCCUGUUGUGGGUGCAGUCUACAGCCCAGAAUUCUAUGCAGUGCCAGGCUUUCCAUACCCAGCUGCCACAGCGGCUGCAGCAUACAGAGGGGCACACUUAAGAGGUAGAGGACGCACCGUCUACAACACGUUCCGGGCAGCUGCUCCUCCACCACACAUCCCUGCAUACGGAGGCGUUGUGUACCAGGACGGAUUUUAUGGUGCAGAUAUUUAUGGUGGUUACGCUGCCUACCGAUAUGCCCAGCCUGCCACCGCCACUGCUGCUGCCUACAGUGACAGUUACGGACGAGUUUAUGCUGCCGACCCCUACAACCACGCACUUGCUCCAGCAGCCACAUACAGCGUUGGUGCCAUGAACGCUUUCGCGCCCCUGACCGAUGCCAAGACCAGGAGUCACGCGGAUGAUGUGGGUCUCGUUCUUUCUUCAUUGCAGGCUAGUAUAUACCGAGGUGGAUACAGUCGUUUCGCUCCAUACUAAAAAAAAACAACAACAACAACAACAACAACUACAACAACAACAACAAAAGAAAACAAAACCUAUCGAAACCUAAAUGAGAAUCUUCCUGUGGGGUAAAGAGAGAAUAAUUCAAGAGGCCUGGGUAUUGCAAUACAUGCAGUAGUGCAUCAUUUUGGCAUCUCUUAAGAGAGAGGACAAAAAUGGAUAUUUUUCAUCUUAUACCUCAGAUAUUUUGUGCUGUGUAUUUUAAUAUUGUGGGUUUUUAAUUUCUAAAGAUUACAUAGAUGGUUGGCUGUAGAGGUUUCUGUGGUGAUCUAGAGAGCUGCUAGAUUUUAAAAAGAGACGAGAUAAAAAAAUAAAAAAACACAUUAAAGAUACAAAUUGUUAGGGAUUUAUCAUGUAAAUGAAUUAUUGAAUUAUGAUGUAUGAUAAAUAUUAAGUCCCUUGGGGUUAUCAUAUUUUGUAAGAGUGUAAGUGACUACAGUAGUCAAGUGAUUUUCUGCUCUUCGUUUUUCGUUUUCUUUCAUUUUUUUUUUUUAGGCCUUUCGGUUCUUUUUUGGUUCUUUUAUUAAUUAUUAUUAAAUAUUAUAUUGUUAUUAUUAUUUCUGGGUGUUUUGGGUCACAAGUUUGUAUUAUUAUUAUUUUAUUUUAUUUUUCGCUUGUGGUUUCCAUGCUGGAAGGAUAACGAGAUAAAGAGAGAGAAAAAGAACGAAAGGUAGGACGAACGAAAGAAAGGAAAAGAGAGAAGGAAAGAUUGAUACAGAGUUAUACAGCAAAAAGUGAGUGUAAGACGGCCACACCUCAGGCGUAAAGAGAAAGCGAGAAAGAAUGCAAGAGAGAGAGAGAGAGAAAAAGAAAGAGAAAGAGAGAGAGAGAGGUGGGCCCGAGGAGAAGCAGCACCCUGAGGGUGGUACAGGGCCGUACGCUACAGAAGGAGAGAAACCACGGAGGCAUCGGUUCUUUCAGACGUCUGAUAUCAGUCAUCACUCAAAGCCAAAGUUUACGUUCCCAGGAUGUUGUUUCAUGUUCGGAAUUUUACAUAGCGGCUCUUAGAUACAGUCCACAAAAACUUCACCACGACAGUAUUUUACUGUUUACCUGUUUAUCUAGUUCGUAGAUCAGGCCCUUAACUAGUUUAUGCCAACCACAAGAAGUUCUUUUUAUAUUACGGUACUUCCAGUAUAUUGAUUGAUAUAAUUGCUGACUUUUAUAUUAUGGGAGAGAUAAAUAACUUAAAAAAUAAUAAUAAUAAAAAAAAAUAAAAAAUAAAAAAAAAACGCGGCGAAAGUAGCGCCGUUUAUAUUUUUCGUUUCGUUUUUCUUUCUUCUUUUUUUUUCGAAAGUAAUGAAACUAUAAUUAUUUGUACCAGAUAAAAGUGAAAAAAAAAAAUAAAUGAUGAUAAUAAUUAUAAUAAUAAUAAUAAUAAUAAUAAUAAUAAACCAACCGUGUAUUAAAUUUGAUCUGUUCAGUGGAAAUGUUCUCUUAUACGAAAUACACAGCUGUGUAAUGUUUUAGAUUUAGUGUGGUAGACCAACUGUUAGAGAAAGGUGUCUCAUUUUUUAUGGAAUCAUACUCAAGAUUUAUAUCAACACUUUACAAGUAAUGCAAUCAUUAUGUAGAUAUGAUCAUAGUAUUUUUGUCAACUGUACUAUUUUGCACACACGACCUGCAGUUUUUUCAUCACUUCUCUCAGCUUGUGGGACGUUACAUUGUCUGUUCUUUCCUCUUUUUUUUUGUUGUUUGUUUCUUGUUUGUUUUUAUCUGGUUGAAUUUUUUUAUUUUUAUUUUUAUUUUUUCGUUUCGCUUCCUUUUGGUUUUGAUAUCAUUUUUAAUGUGACAUCCUUUGUAUUGUUAUUUUCUAGAAACACAGCCUUUACACUUUGAAACUGUUUGAUUAUCGAGAAACUGAGAAAUAUAGGAAUUGUGAAAAAGAUAUCUAUAUGUAAAUAUGAAUAAUGAUAAAUAUGUCAUUUACAAGUGCUACACAAACAAGCUGUCGAGGUGUCCUUGAAGAGUCGCAGCUUGUGCUGUGCAUACGCGAAGAACUUCCCUACAUGUUGUUUACAGUAUACCUACUUAGAGGUGUUUGUCACAUAUCUCAUUUUCUUCUUCUUCUUUUUUCCUUUUUUGGGUUAUUUUUUUGUAUUUAUAAAAAAGGGUUAAAAUACAUAAAAUACAAGCGAAAAAAACAAAACAAAAAAAAAAAAACAGCAGCUUAAAUUUAUCCAGCUGCAAAAAUAUCCUCUUGUGUACUGUGUGUGUGUCCUACCACACAACUGGGCAAAAAUAUCGUAUCCACUGCUGUAACUCUGCUAUACUUUCUGCUUCCAGUAGGUGUUGUGAACAGGCCUUCUCCUUGUCAUUGUAUGUGCAUGCACUAUGAUCCGCAUAACAGUAACCAUCAAUAAAGUUUCUCAAGAUAAGGAGAAA
Molecule: messenger RNA, 4143 nt
Organism: Astyanax mexicanus (Mexican tetra)
Lineage: Eukaryota; Metazoa; Chordata; Actinopteri; Characiformes; Acestrorhamphidae
Gene: rbfox1
Product: RNA binding fox-1 homolog 1
Exons: 12
Coding region: 553-1734 (393 amino acids)
Biological process (GO): nervous system development; regulation of alternative mRNA splicing, via spliceosome
Cellular component (GO): nucleus; cytoplasm
Molecular function (GO): mRNA binding
Source: RefSeq, a predicted model, not a curated record